Messenger RNA from Daucus carota subsp. sativus, 774 nucleotides. RefSeq lists its product as uncharacterized. Gene Ontology annotation, molecular function: fatty acyl-CoA hydrolase activity. The coding region runs from base 38 to 499 and encodes 153 amino acids. NCBI's taxonomy places the organism in Eukaryota, Viridiplantae, Streptophyta, Magnoliopsida, Apiales, Apiaceae. The transcript has 3 exons. The record is from RefSeq and is a predicted model, not a curated record.
UUAAAAGAAAUAUAGAGGCGUUACAUUGGAUGAAAGUAUGGCAUCAAGGAAAUGGCUGGAAGACAUGUCCAAAGGAUUGGGGCGAGAGCUAGAGGCUGUCACGCUACAAGGCAUAGAGAUCAAUCUCGUACAAAAGGGUUUACUUGGCUGUACUUUUCUCGUGCCAGAAAGCCUCUCUGACAAGGAUGGAAACUGGGACGGCGGAGCGAUGGCAGUUUUAGUGGACGAUGUUGCAGCUUGUGUGGUUGGCACCUCCGCCUUUGUUAAAGCUUCUGUUGACUUUCAUCUCUCUUUUUAUUCCCCUGCCAGAAUUCGGGAAACAGUGGAGGUGGAGGCGAAGAUAGUAGGAGAAAAGGGGCGGCUAAUAUCAGUGACAGUAGAAAUAAAGAAGAAAGACAAUGCAGAGCUGGUUGCUGUAGGCAGAGUAUGGUUCACUACUGACAACAUUAAUCGUUAUCCCGGUGAUGAUGAGGAUACAACAAUCACUAGCAAGCUCUGAGCCUUGCAAGAAAAUUUAUGACUGGGGAAAAUUAUUACAGAUUUGUAGAUUAGUUCAUUCCAAUCUGUUUAUUGUUGUUGCAAGUUAGCUAAAAAAAACAAAAAAUAAACACAUGUCCGUUGUAGUUGGUACAAUUCUAGUGUUCAAAACCAUCAGUCAAUUACACAUUGUUUUCGUGGUCGGAGUGUUAACCUGCCAAACAGUUCAAUUUGCAUGCCUGAAUACUAUAUUAAAGUAUGUCACCUAUAACCAAAUAAAAGAGUGAUUUUAUUGAA